AGUCGGUUUCCCCCCUUGAGAAGAGGCUCUUCAUCUCCAGUAGAUUUUAAACCACGCAUCCCCCCACAGAAACGCUCCACUCAUGCGGUCAGAUAAGUUGCUCUUAUGUAUCCCUUUCCGGGCUUCAUUCUGACAGUCGAACCGCUAAGCGAACUAGCUAGAUGGUUGUUGCGCUAACACGCUCAAUGCUAGGUGACGUUACUUAUAGGCUAACGAGCGAGGUGGCUAACAGGCUAACACGGGUGAGCUAAGCUAACCAGGAAGUGAAAAGUGACAGCAGCGUUUUCUUGCGUUGCGCCCCCCUCCUCCGCCUCCUCUCAUCCACAGCCGACUUCCCUGUCACUUUAGGAGCACUUCCACCGUCCCGAGGCGAGUUCACUGACUUUACUCAGCCGUGUUGUGUCCUCGCAUGGGCAGCGGAGGAAACAUUAGCAGCCACAAAAGCAGAGGGACUCUGUCUGUCUGAAGCCAUCCGCCAGCUUCUCUGCUCUUUCAAGUUUUUUAAAGCCAAUUUGAAGAUGGCGACCAGCUCGGAGCGCAGUCCUCCUCCGUUCCCCGACUCGGAGGACCAAGACGUGCUGGAUUCUGGAGACGUCGAAGGCCGAGGCAGCGAUGAAGACGACGGGGAUGACCUCUUCAUGAGUAUGAGCAACGCCUCACUCGGUGAGAUAGAUGUUACGCUGCCAUCUGGCACCCAGCUCGGUGAUGACAUGCUGACACCUCCCAGCGACAUCGUCACCAGUGAUCCCAUCAGCAGCCAAUCGGGAUCCAAAACGGCGAGCGAGCCCUCUGACGAGUUUGUGGAUCUCACCAGCAACCUGCUGAGUCCGGGCGACUCUGCCGGUUCUGGCAGCAUGGCAACGGAUGAUGAGGAAACCGCCUGUGAAAUCCCUCUCAACGAUGACUUUGUUGACAUACUGGGAAGUGAAAAUGAAGCGCCGCAGCAGGAAGUAGCAGAAGAGGAAGUGGAGGCCAUGGCAGGUGAAAGUGAGUUGAUAUUGGAUCUAGCUGGUGACACAAAACAGAAAGUUGAAGAAACGGCGCCGCUUUUAGACAUCAGCGGGAAUUCAUCAGCGAAUGCCACAUCACAGUCACCUGGCAAAAUAGUGGACCCUUUGCUAGAAUUCCUCGGAGACCCGAUGCCCGCUGUGGGCCAGAAGCAAAGCACCCCUGCCACCGCCGACCUGUUUGACGAUGAGGGCAGCGACCUGUUCGCCGAGCCGCGGCAGACGAAACCCGCCAAGCAGCCGCAGAAGAGCCUUUUUAGUGAGCCGGAUGACGAUUUGUUUGCAGAGCCGCUCGGUGCCAAGAUUCCCACGAGGGACAAACCUCUCACUCCCAAGGCUGUAAGCAGGGGAGACGGCAAAGUGGAUGGGCCGCUGCUGCAGAGCAGCCACGGCGACAUCUUCACAGAAGAAGCUGUAGCCAAGACCCCCAGCAACACCUCCCUCGUAAACACCACGACUAAUGGAGUCUAUGCAGAAGAAAACGCAGACAUAUUUGCAGACGCCACAGUAGAGCUCUCCCUUGACAGCCCACGCAGUGAGAGAAAGAAGGAUGCCACCCCCGCUGCCAAACCUUCAACGUCUGCUGCUUCCGUCGUGUCCAUCGCUGCCAGUGUGGCCAAGCCACAGGCUGCCGCCAUAGAGGAGUUGGAAGAAGAAGAAAAUGAAGACAAAUUCGACAUUGCCAUCUCUGUUACCGACCCAGAAAAAAUAGGUGAUGGGAUGAACGCUUACAUGGCCUACAAAGUGUGCACUAAGACCUCCAUGUCCAUGUUCCGCAACAAGAACUUUACGGUGAGGCGGCGCUUCAGCGACUUCCUGGGCCUGUAUGAGAAGCUCUCAGAGAAACACGGACCGAAUGGCUUCAUCGUGCCUCCCCCGCCCGAGAAGAGCAUCCUGGGUAUGACCAAGGUGAAGGUGGGGAAGGAAGACUCGUCAUCGGCAGACUUUGUGGAGAGAAGAAGAGGUGCCUUGGAAAGGUACCUUCAGAGGGUGGUGACCCAUCCUUCACUUCUCCAAGAUCCUGAUGUCAGAGAGUUCCUGGAAAGAGACGAGUUGCCCAGAGCAGUGAGCACGCAGGCUCUCAGCGGCGCCGGCUUCCUGAAAAUGAUCAACAAAGCCACGGACGCCGUCAGCAAGAUGACCAUCAAGAUGAACGAGUCGGACGUGUGGUUCGAGGAGAAGCUGCAGGAGGUCGAGUCUGCAGACCAGCAGUUCCGGAAGCUCCACGCGCUGAUGGAGUCUCUAGUCAUCCACAGGAAAGAGCUCUCCACGAACACGGCCGGCUUCGCCAAAAGCACCGCCAUGCUGGGCAGCGCCGAGGACAACACGGCGCUCUCCCGCGCUCUCUCGCAAUUGGCUGAGGUGGAGGACAAGAUGGAGCAGCUGCACCUCGACCAGGCGGCCAAUGACACGUUCUGUUUCGCCGAGCUCAUCGCUGAUUUCAUACGGCUGCUGGGCGCCGUCCGGGGCUCGUUCGACCACCGCAUGAAGGCGUGGCAGCGCUGGCAGGACGCUCAGACCAUGCUGCAGAAGAAGCGCGAGACCGAGGCCAAACUCCAGUGGGCCAACAAGCCUGACAAGCUGCAACUGGCCAAAGAGGAGAUCUCUGAGUGGGAGGCCAAAGUGAUGCAGUACGAGCAAGACUUUGACAGAGUUUCCGCCACCGUGCGCAAGGAAGUGGUCCGCUUUGAGAAAGAAAAGGCGAAGAAUUUCAAAAGACAAAUCAUCAAAUAUCUGGAGAGUCUGCUAAAGUCCCAGCAGCAGCUGAUCAAGUACUGGGAGGCCUUUUUACCCGAAGCGAAAGCUAUCGCCUGAGGAGGCCGCAACACUCGAUGCCUUUUUUUUUUUUUUUUUCCACUCACA
Doryrhamphus excisus (bluestripe pipefish) is the source of this 2870-nucleotide messenger RNA. It is a transcript of the gene snx1a, whose product is annotated as sorting nexin 1a. NCBI's taxonomy places the organism in Eukaryota, Metazoa, Chordata, Actinopteri, Syngnathiformes, Syngnathidae. Gene Ontology annotation, molecular function: phosphatidylinositol binding. Gene Ontology annotation, cellular component: endosome membrane; endosome. Gene Ontology annotation, biological process: early endosome to Golgi transport; intracellular protein transport. The record is from RefSeq and is a predicted model, not a curated record.